CACGUUCAUCCCUCAUGGACUGACAGACACGACUGAAAGGUUGGCAAGGGGAGUGGUUCCUUUUUUUAAUUGUUUCUGUAGCCGUGAUGUGACAUUCAGAGAGCUGAAGGAAAUGGAGGGUUUGGAAGGGAUGGCAGUGGAAGGAAAAAGAGAUCAGGGGUCUCCGACGACGACGACAUACUGUGUUACUGGUGCAACUGGUUAUAUUGGGUCUUGGCUGGUGAAGGCUCUCCUUGAUUCAGGCUACCAAGUUCAUGCCACCGUACGAGAUCCUCCAAAGUCGCUAUCCCUAAUAUCCAUGUGGACUGGAAGUGAGCGAUUGAGAUUGUUCCAGGCUGAUUUGCAAGAAGAAGGGAGCUUCGAUGAGGCUGUAAAGGGCUGUGACGGUGUGUUUCAUGUAGCUGCUCCAAUGCAAUUCAGCAUUCUUGCAAACGAGGACAUAGACAGUUAUGUUCAAUCAAAUAUCAUCGACCCUGCAAUCAAAGGAACCUUGAACCUUCUGAAAGCCUGCUUGAAAUCCAAAUCUGUGAAAAGGGUUGUUUUCACAUCUUCCAUUAGUACUAUCACCGCCAAAGACAGUAUUGGAAAUUGGAGAUCUGUUGUUGAUGAGUCUUGCCAAACUCCUAUUGAUCAUGUCUGGAAUACAAAAGCAAAUGGAUGGAUUUAUGUACUUACAAAGCGUCUCACAGAGGAAGCAGCAUUUAAAUUUGCAAAGGAAAAUCAUAUUGAUCUCGUCUCAGUAAUAACAAGUACAGUUGCUGGCCCAUCACUCACUUUGGAUGUCCCCUCAAGCAUUCGAGUUCUCUUGUCUCCAAUAACAGGAGAACCUGAGACCUUUGGGAUAUUAUCUGCUGUGAACGCAAGAAUGGGGUCAAUUGCUUUAGUUCACAUCGAAGAUAUAUGCAGUGCCCACAUAUUCCUUAUGGAGCAUGCUACAGCAGAAGGCCGAUACAUAUGCUGUGCCCAAAAUUGUCAAAUGUCCAAGUUGGUUCAGCAUCUAGCUGAGGAAUACCCGUGCUCUAAUAUUAGGUCUGUAGACAAAGAAGACAACCAAGUCCCUCCUGAAAUUUCUUCCAUGAAGCUAAGAGAUCUGGGUUUCAAUUUCAAAUAUGGCGUACAAAACAUAAUACAUGAGACAAUCACUUAUUGUCUGGAGUACGGUAUUUUACCUCCUGCAAAGUAAUGGAGGAUGCUACGUCGGUAAACUGAAUCUUUCAAUGCAAAUUGGUGUAACAUUAUGUUAAGAUAUAAAAUAAAUAAUAAAAAUUUACUUCUUUCUAUCA
Carya illinoinensis is the source of this 1283-nucleotide messenger RNA. RefSeq names its product putative anthocyanidin reductase. The record is from RefSeq and is a predicted model, not a curated record. The transcript is spliced from 6 exons. Bases 113 to 1183 code for a protein of 356 amino acids. Gene Ontology annotation, molecular function: oxidoreductase activity, acting on the CH-OH group of donors, NAD or NADP as acceptor. NCBI's taxonomy places the organism in Eukaryota, Viridiplantae, Streptophyta, Magnoliopsida, Fagales, Juglandaceae.